This is a messenger RNA of Pistacia vera, 401 nucleotides long. Its product is annotated as protein S-acyltransferase 8-like. Bases 61 to 372 code for a protein of 103 amino acids. The record is from RefSeq and is a predicted model, not a curated record. NCBI's taxonomy places the organism in Eukaryota, Viridiplantae, Streptophyta, Magnoliopsida, Sapindales, Anacardiaceae. The transcript has 3 exons.
UCUUUAUCUCUUGCUUUACCUGCUCAUUCAACUCUUACUUGUAGUAAAAACCAUUUCUUUAUGGCUAAUUCUAAGCCUAAGCGUGUUUAUCAAACUUGGAAGGGGAGAAAUAAAUUCCUCUGCAAUGGAAGGCUUGUAUUUGGGCCGAUGCAAAGUCCUGCUGGCACGCUUUUGCUUAUCCUUGUUCCUGUUGUUAUCUUUUGCACAAAUGUGGCAAGGAACCUUGUUCAUGAAGUUUCAGCAUAUUGCAGGUUAUGCGAUUCUGGUGGUGGCAAUUUUGCUCACAGUCUAUGUGCUGCUGCUGCUGUUUCUACUUCAGCCCAAGACCCAGGCAUUGUUCCCCGCAUUUACAUCCACCAGAAGAAGAAGUAGUGGCGAGUCUUCAGCCUCAGUUGAUACCA